This is a messenger RNA of Rosa rugosa (rugosa rose), 1270 nucleotides long. RefSeq names its product heavy metal-associated isoprenylated plant protein 3. Lineage: Eukaryota; Viridiplantae; Streptophyta; Magnoliopsida; Rosales; Rosaceae. The transcript is spliced from 5 exons. Gene Ontology annotation, molecular function: metal ion binding. The record is from RefSeq and is a predicted model, not a curated record. Bases 119 to 991 code for a protein of 290 amino acids.
UCCCUCACCCUCACCGCCUUUAAAUAACCACGUCCUCUCCAGUCUCGCCAUUUUCUCUCACAACUCUCCGAUUUCCACUCCCAGAACCAAAAACAAAAAACCAACCCAAAAACUCACCAUGGGCGCUAAGAAGAGCGACGGUGGAGACAACAAGAAGGGCGGCGACGGGGCCGAGAAGAAGAAGGAGGACAACCCCAUCACUGUGGUCUUGAAGAUUGACAUGCACUGUGACGGCUGCACUUCCAAAAUCGUCAAAACCCUCAAAGGCUUUCAAGGGGUCGACACAGUGAAGCCAGAGGUCGGAGCCCACAAGCUGACGGUGGUCGGAAAAGUGGACCCUUCAAAGCUCCGGGAACAGCUCGCCGGAAAGCUGAAGAAGAAGGUGGACCUCAUCUCGCCGCAGCCCAAGAAAGAGAAAGACGACAACAGCAACAAGAAGCAGCCUGAGAAAGCAGCAAGCGACGACAAAAAACCCAAAGAGCCUCCGGUGACGACGGCGGUUCUCAAGCUCAAUCUGCACUGCGAGGGUUGCAUUCAGAAGAUUCACAAGACCGUCACCAAGACCAGAGGGUUCCAUGACAUGAGCAUUGACAAGGAGAAGGAGCUGGUGACUGUGAAGGGGGCAAUGGACAUGAAGGCGGUGGCUGAGAGUCUCAAAGCGAGGCUGAAGAGGAAUGUGGAGAUUGUGCCACCCAAGAAGGACAACAAGAAAGACAAGGAGAAAGGUGAAGGCGGCGGCGGCGACAAUGGCGGAGGUGGCAAGAAGAAGAACAAGGAGGAAGGACGAGAGGGUGGUAAUGCUGGCGGCGGCGGAGGUGAAAAAUUGGACAAGAUGGAUUUUCCGGUUGGUCAACCCGGGUUUGGGCAGGUUCCUCCAUAUGGGGUUGUUUAUGGGUAUGAUUAUCCACCACCACCAAUGAUCUACAUGGGGAAUCCACAUGCUCCUCAGAUUUUCAGUGAUGAGAACCCAAAUGCUUGUUCAAUUAUGUGAAUGUGAUGAGGAAUCAAUCAGCUACAGAAUCAGAAGAGAACUGUAAAUAAGAGGUUAGGCAGAGAGAUUAGUCAUGGAAAUGGGUUUUGGGUAAUGCUUUGAUGGGGUUAGUUUUGUCCUGUGGGUUAAUUAAGCUACUAUUUUGUUCUGUUAUUAUCAAUGCUUUUGAUCUAAGUUAAUGUAAUGAGAUAUUAUGAUGAUGGUUAGAGGUCAAUUUGGGCAUAGACCCAUGUGGGGAUUUAUAUCUGAAAGCUUAGCAAAAUGUGACCGGUUUGUUUC